CUAUAAAGAAAAUACUUUUGUUCAAAGGAGUUAGAGUACUUGAUGCUCUUAAUCUUAGUCAGACUUUGGACUGGUUGGUCAGGUUUAUUUAUAAACCAGGGAUGAAUGACACCCAGAGAAUUUAUUUCACUGACUGAAGGUAUUCAACCACUUUUUCUCAGCUGCAUGAGACUUCUGAGCAGGAAGCGACAGAACUGAACAAAAGGAAUGGGUGAAGAAAAUACAGUAAUCUCCCUUGAGCUGAAGGAGAAAGAAGGCCUGGAGAACAAUGGGUUUCUUCAGGGUGAGGAGCUAGAUUGCAAGGAAGCAGCUCAGGAAGGGUUACCAAAGGUUGGUGCCCUCACCAUGGAAGCAGAAGCAUGGGAAGGAUUAACUCAGCAGCCUUAUGCAGGAAUGCCCAAAGAGGUGCUCCUGCAGUUCUCCACCAAGGCACGUUACAGGAUUACCAGAGAAAUACUCUUUUGGUUGAUCAUUGUAGCUUCGUUGGCGCUUGUGGCAGCUACGGUGACGAUUAUUGCCAUGUCCCCCAAAUGCCUUGGUUGGUGGCAAGCCAACUCCAUUUAUCAGAUCUAUCCUCGGUCAUUUAAGGACACUGACAAAGAUGGGAACGGUGAUCUCAAAGGUAUCCAAGAAAAACUAGAUCAUAUCCAGUAUCUAAAUGUAAAAACAGUCUGGAUCACAUCUUUUUAUAAAUCAUCCUUAAAAGACGUUGGAUAUGGAAUAGAGGAUUUUCAAGACAUAGAUCCAAUCUUUGGAACAAUGAAGGAUUUUGAAGAUCUGGUUGCGGCAAUCCAUGAUAAAGGUUUAAAAGUGAUAAUGGACCUAAUACCUAAUCAUACUAGUGACAAGCACAAGUGGUUUCAGCUUAGUCGGAAUAGGACUGGAAAAUAUACAGAUUAUUACAUCUGGCAUGAUUGUGCUCAUGUCAAUGGGAUCACCACUCCUCCAAAUAACUGGGUGAGCGUAUUGGGAUAUUCCAGUUGGCAGUAUGAUAUUGCGAGGAACCAAUGUUAUUUUCAUCAGUUUGGAAAAGAACAUCCAGAUUUAAAUUUUCGUAAUCCAAAUGUUCAGGAAGAAAUGCAUGAUAUUAUUCAGUUUUGGCUUGGCAAAGGAAUUGAUGGAUUUAGCAUCAGUACUGUUAAAUUCCUCUUAGAAGCAACACAUCUGAGAGAUGAGCCUCAAGUGAAUAAAACUCUUCCUCCGGACAAAAUCACAUCUUAUUCUGAACUAUAUCAUGACUAUACCACUACCCAAGUUGGCAUGCACGAUAUAGUCCGCAGUUUUCGGCAUACCAUGAAUAAGUUCAGCAGUGAACCUGGUAGAUACAGAUUUAUGGCUACAGAAGCAAUUGAGAGCAACAUUGAAGAAACUAUGAUGUAUUAUGGGACAUCUUUUAUUCAAGAAGCUGAUUUUCCUGUUAAUCUCUAUUUCAUGAACAUGAAAUCAAUCUCAGGAAAUGAUAUUUCUGAAACUAUAGCUUUGUGGAUGAAGAAUAUGCCACAAGGAAAAUGGCCAAAUUGGAUGGUUGGAGAUUCCAACACUGCUCGAAUAUCUUCUCGGAUUGGAAAGGAAUACAUAAAUGUCAUAAAUAUGCUUCUUUUAACCCUUCCUGGAACACCUGUAAGUUAUUAUGGUGAAGAAAUAGGGAUGGAAGAUGCUACUUCAGAAACUGCACUUUCUCCAGAAAAAUCGCCAAUGCAAUGGGAUGAUAGCCUUUAUGCUGGCUUUAGUGAGGGCAAUUCAACAUGGAUAGCUGUAAAUCCUGACUAUCUAAAAGUAAAUGUGAAAAUUCAACAGAAUCAUCCAAACUCUACACUCAACUUGUAUCGAGAACUCAAUUCCCUUCGUUCCAAUGAGCUUCCCAUUCACAGGGGAUGGACAUGUUACAUAUGGAAUGACACCAAUGUCUUUGUUUAUGUAAGAGAACUUGAUGGGUUGGAUCAAGUGUUUAUGAUGGUUCUGAAUUUUGGAGUAGGAACCAUAACAGAUUUGCAAUCUUUGGUUCCCAGCCUUCCUUCAGAAGCUACUAUAAAGCUAAGCACUACUUUUAGUAACACUGGGAAAGUUGUAAACAUGAAAACAAUUGAAACUCAAAAGGGUGAAGGACUUAUAUUGGAAUACAGGACGAGCAAACCACUCCAUAUGAUGGAAAUUUUCAAAGAGAAGUGCUUCAUUGCAGAAAAGGCAUGCUAUUCCAGUGUCUUUAAUUUACUUUACAUGUACUGCUAAGUGUCAUUAAUUAUUUAAUGCAAAUCCAUUAGUUGAUGAUUACAUGUUAUUUCUUUACAAAAGAUGUGCCAGCUUAUUCAUAGAUUUCUAUAGGCUUGAUCUAAUUCUAAUGGUAGAAUUAGAAUUACCUAAAAAGUGCAAAAGUUAACCCUCUAGCAGUUACAAUGUACUGUUUACUGUAGGCUUAGCUUAAACAGUUGCUCUAUAGUAUUACUUUUCCUAUUAACUGUAAGCCCUUUGAGAACCAUCCUAGAUGGCUUCUACAGUUUCUCCAAUUCUCACAUUCUAUGAAAUUAUGUGAUUCUAUCAUAUACGUAACAUACAUUUCAUUUCCUAUCUAAUGAGGAAACUUUAAACCUUAGAAUAAUAAAAAUAAAUUAUUCUCUAA
Molecule: messenger RNA, 2617 nt
Organism: Python bivittatus (Burmese python)
Lineage: Eukaryota; Metazoa; Chordata; Lepidosauria; Squamata; Pythonidae
Gene: SLC3A1
Product: solute carrier family 3 member 1
Biological process (GO): carbohydrate metabolic process; amino acid transport
Source: RefSeq, a predicted model, not a curated record